AUGUCGACCAACUUCCGCGACCGCGCCAUCGCCGAGGUGCAAAAGGCAAUCACUGCCGACCACAACAAGGAGUACCAAAAGGCGUUCGACCUCUAUAUGUCCUCCAUGGAGCUCUGGGUCAAAGCCCUCAAGUGGGAGAAGAACAAGGCCCUCAAGGUCACCAUGCAGGAGAAGAUGGCCACCUACCUCGACCGCGCCGAGAAGCUGAAGCAGUUCCUCCAGAGCGAGGCCGAUUCCAACUCGAACGGCAAGGCUGCCAUGGGUGCUAACGGCACCACCACUGGGGGCAAGGCCAAGCCCUCGGCCGAAGACGACGAGAGCAAGAAGCUGCGCAAUGCACUGUCGGGGGCAAUCCUCCAGGAGCGGCCAAACGUGAGGUGGGAAGACAUUGCUGGUCUUGAGGGCGCCAAGGAGACUCUAAAGGAGGCCGUUGUUCUGCCCAUCAAAUUCCCCAGUCUGUUCCAGGGAAAGCGACAGGCGUGGAAGGGUAUCCUGCUCUAUGGACCUCCUGGAACUGGUAAAAGUUACCUAGCCAAGGCUGUAGCUACAGAGGCAAACAGUACCUUUUUCAGUAUCAGCAGUUCCGAUCUGGUGAGCAAAUGGAUGGGUGAAAGUGAAAGGUUGGUCAAGCUUCUGUUCUCCAUGGCGCGAGAAAACAAGCCAUCCGUCAUCUUUAUCGACGAGAUUGAUGCGCUGUGCGGUCCCCGAGGCGAGGGCGAAUCCGAAGCAUCACGCCGUAUAAAGACCGAGAUCCUGGUUCAGAUGGACGGUGUGGGCAACGACAGCAAGGGCAUUCUAGUUCUGGGCGCAACCAAUAUUCCCUGGCAACUGGAUGCCGCCAUUCGACGUCGUUUCCAACGACGAGUGCAUAUCGGUCUACCCGACUUGAACGGCCGCGCAAGGAUGUUUAAGCUUGCCAUUGGCGAUACCGACACGGCUCUUCAGGCGAGCGACUUUAAUGUGUUGGCUUCCAGGUCAGAUGGCAUGUCUGGUAGUGAUAUCAGCAACGUGGUUCAGCACGCCUUGAUGCGACCAGUGCGCAAGAUUCUGCAAGCCACCCACUUUAAGCCUGUAAUGAAGGACGGCAAGCGGAUGCUUACACCCUGCUCACCCGGCGACCCAGAAAAGAUUGAAAUGACAUACGACGACGUCACUUCGGACGAGCUGCUCGCCCCUGACGUACAGCUCAAGGACUUUGAGAUGGCCUUGGAGGAUUCGCAUCCGACGGUAUCCAAGGAUGAUAUCGCGAAGCAGAUUGAUUGGACCAACGAGUUUGGUAGCGAAGGCGCAUGA
Messenger RNA from Fusarium vanettenii 77-13-4, 1293 nucleotides. RefSeq lists its product as uncharacterized. Gene Ontology annotation, molecular function: ATP binding; ATP hydrolysis activity. NCBI's taxonomy places the organism in Eukaryota, Fungi, Ascomycota, Sordariomycetes, Hypocreales, Nectriaceae. The record is from RefSeq and is a predicted model, not a curated record. The transcript is spliced from 3 exons. Gene Ontology annotation, biological process: endosomal transport; vacuole organization. Bases 1 to 1293 code for a protein of 430 amino acids.